AUGACACAAAGCAACCAGACCUGCUCCAGUCACAAUAUCACGUUCAAAAACAGCCUGUACGCGACCACGUACACCCUCAUCUUCAUCCCCGGCCUCCUGGCCAACAGCGCUGCCCUCUGGGUCCUGUGCCGCUUCAUCAGCAAGAACAACAAAGCUGUCAUCUUCAUGAUCAACCUGGCCGUGGCCGACCUGGCUCACGUCCUCUCGCUGCCACUGCGAAUAUACUAUUAUAUUAACUCCACGUGGCCUUUUGGGAGAUUCCUUUGCUUACUAUGCUUCUACCUGAAGUACCUCAACAUGUACGCCAGCAUUUGCUUCCUCACCUGCAUCAGCAUCCAGAGGUAUUUCUUCCUGUACCAGCCGUUCAAAGCCAAGGACUGGAAGCGGCGCUACGACGUAGCCAUCAGCAUCGUGAUGUGGCUUGUAGUCGGGAUAGCGUGCUUGCCGUUCCCCAUCAUGCGCAGCUACGGCCUGACCAACACCACGAAUACCUGCUUUGCAGACCUUCAAGUCCGGCAGAUCGACAGCAAGGUGGCCACCGUGCUGAUGACAGGCACGGCGGAGCUCUUUGGGUUCAUUGGCCCGCUCGUCAUUAUUUUAUUCUGCACUUGGAAAACAAAAGACUCUCUUCGUGGCUUCCAGAUACCACUGCAAAACAGCUGCGAGAGGCGGAAGGCUUUAAGGAUGGUUUCCAUGUGUGCCGUUGUGUUCUGCGUGUGUUUUGCACCGUAUCACAUCAACUUCUUUUUCUACAUGCUGGUGAAAGAAAAUGUCAUUACAGACUGCUUCCUGAGCGCCAUCACGCUCUACACCCAACCCUUUUGCUUGAGUCUGGCGAGUCUGGACUGCUGCUUGGAUCCGAUCCUGUAUUUCUUUAUGACUUCAGAGUUUCAGGACCAGAUAUCAAGGCACAGCAGCAUGGUCAUCAGGAGUCGGCUCAUGAGCAAAGAGAGUGCCUCAUCAAUUAAGGAAUGACAAGAAAGCCAGCUUAGAAGAAUGAAGAUAUUUCAUACGAAAUCUGUGACUGUUCUGUGA
This is a messenger RNA of Opisthocomus hoazin, 1035 nucleotides long. The record is from RefSeq and is a predicted model, not a curated record. Lineage: Eukaryota; Metazoa; Chordata; Aves; Opisthocomiformes; Opisthocomidae.